Molecule: messenger RNA, 900 nt
Organism: Paramuricea clavata
Lineage: Eukaryota; Metazoa; Cnidaria; Anthozoa; Malacalcyonacea; Plexauridae
Source: the annotation of a GenBank genome assembly
GUACUAUCUCAGUUUGGAAUACCUACACAAAUAACAAGUGACAAUGGGCCACCAUAUAACGGUGAAAAGUUUAGGCAAUAUGCCAAGUACAUGGGUUUUGAACACAAAAAGAAAAUACCAUAUGCCCCGUGGGCAAAUGGCACCGCGGAGAACUUCAUGAAAAACCUAGGAAAACUUAUCGAAACAGCGCAAGAGGAAAAAUUAAACUGGCGCCAAGAACUCCACAAAUUUCUGCGUGCAUAUCGAGCCACUCCACAUCCAAUGACAAAGAAAUCGCCAGCUUCUCUCCUGUUUAAUGGGAGAAAAUACAAAACAAGACUACCGACACCCACCAGCAAAACCAUACUGGUUUACGACAAGGAAGUCAGGAAGAACGACCAGAUCAGCAAAAGAAAUAUGAAACUGCGAGCAGACAGCAAGAAGCAUGUCAAAACAAGCGAGAUCAAGGUCGGAGACAAAGUGCUAUGUCAACAAAAACGAGGGAGAAAACACACCCCCGCCUACAGCAAUGAAAUAAUGCGAGUCAUGAAACGAAAAGGCAGUCUGAUAGUAGCACGUGGGGAAACAAAGACGAUAACCAGACACGUCACCUUCUUUAAGAAAGUAACAGAGGACUUUGACGUAGAUACCUCGGACACCCCCUUGACAGAACUAGUACCACCCGGGAAUCAACGAAUAGUAGCAGACAUAAUUCACCCACCUGGGCAAGUACAACCAGGAAGAGAAAGACUCGAGAUCGGACUACAGAACCCGGAGGCCCUGGAGCCAAGAGAGAGAGUAUUAAGAGACGUGAAUCCAGAACCAGUACGCGAGGCCCGGCCGGUCAGAAACAGACGACCGCCAAUAAGAUUUAGGGAUGAAAACUAUGAAUAUAACUUAGAGGAAAAUUUAGAAGAGUAA